Molecule: messenger RNA, 1485 nt
Organism: Siniperca chuatsi (mandarin fish)
Lineage: Eukaryota; Metazoa; Chordata; Actinopteri; Centrarchiformes; Sinipercidae
Gene: spout1
Product: SPOUT domain containing methyltransferase 1
Exons: 12
Coding region: 70-1212 (380 amino acids)
Biological process (GO): miRNA processing; maintenance of centrosome location
Cellular component (GO): mitotic spindle; spindle pole centrosome; kinetochore
Molecular function (GO): miRNA binding
Source: RefSeq, a predicted model, not a curated record
AGACAUUUAUUUUGAAACGCAGAUGGCAACCCGGAAGUAAAUAAACUUCACGUGUUGGUGCGUGUAAAAAUGUCUACCGGCGUUGCAGCGAAAAGACCCAAAAUUGUGCCCUCUGAGCCCGAGGAGAGGGUGGACUGGAAGAAAAGGAAAGCAGAAAUAAAGCAGGCUCAGAAGCAAAGGAAAGAGGCAAAGCUGAUCAAACAGUUGGAAAAGCAGAAACAGCAAGAGGCCACAGAGAGAGAGAAACUUGAACAAAGCCAAAACAAAAAAGGUCGGGCUUACACAGUGAGUGUGGCCCUGCCAGGUUCGGUCCUGGAUAACGCUCAGUCCACUGAACUUCGUACAUACCUGGCCGGACAAAUCGCCCGAGCCUGUGUCGUGUUCUGUGUUGAUGAGAUUGUUGUGUUUGAUGAACAAGGUGAAGAUGUCAAGAGCGUUGAAGGAGAAUUUAAAGGUGUUGGGAAGAAAGGACAUGCUUGUAUUCAGCUUGCCAGAAUACUUCAGUACCUGGAAUGUCCACAGUAUCUGCGCAAGUGGUUUUUCCCAAAGCAUCAAGAUUUACAGUAUGCAGGUUUGCUUAACCCUUUAGACAGUCCUCACCACAUGAGGAUAGAUGAUGAAUCAGAAUACCGGGAAGGAAUAGUCCUCGACAGGCCGACCAAACAAGGAAAAGGCUCAUUAGUCAACUGUGGAAUGAGAAAGGAUGUUCGCAUUGAUAAACAGCUGCAGUCUGGACUUCGAGUCACAGUACAGCUCAAUAAGACACAGAAUCAAGAGAGCAAAAUAUGUAAAGGUGUGGUGGUGGCUCCUCACGUGCCCAGGACUGAAGGAGGUCUCUACUGGGGUUACAGUGUCCGCCUGGCGUCUUGCCUCAGUGCAGUUUUCACAGAAAGUCCAUAUGAAGGAGGAUACGAUCUGACUAUUGGCACAUCAGAGAGAGGCAGCAACUUGGACCAAACGACACUGUCACCAUUCAAGCAUCUUUUGGUAGUUUUUGGAGGUCUUCAGGGAUUGGAGGCCAGUGUAGAUACUGACCAAAACCUGGAUGUGACUGACCCCAGUGUUUUAUUUGACUUUUACCUCAACACAUGCCCUGGUCAGGGCAGCAGGACCAUUCGCACAGAGGAGGCCAUCUUAGUUUCCAUGGCAGGGCUGAGACAGAAGAUCACAGCUGCCUUUACAGAUGUUUCCAAUGGUUUAGUAAAGAGUUAGUGAUGGAGGAAAGUAAACAAAGACUUGCUGGUAGACAUUUUAUCAUCUAACUGGUGUUCACCAUAAUUGGACCUUUUUAGCAUAGCUUACUGUUAAAACAGCUAUUACCUCAAACAUCACAUCACACACAUCAAUGCAUUGAGUGCAGUCAGCAUGGAUGCCAAUCAAAUGUCUCUUUGUGUUGUUCUUUUGUCUUAAUUAUGUAUGUCUUUGUUUCUAAAUGGAUCAACAAGUUGUACAUAUUUAAAUACAAAUACUAUCCACAGGCUUGAA